Corythoichthys intestinalis (scribbled pipefish) is the source of this 6225-nucleotide messenger RNA. It is a transcript of the gene wt1a, whose product is annotated as WT1 transcription factor a. Lineage: Eukaryota; Metazoa; Chordata; Actinopteri; Syngnathiformes; Syngnathidae. The transcript is spliced from 10 exons. Gene Ontology annotation, cellular component: nucleus. Gene Ontology annotation, molecular function: RNA polymerase II cis-regulatory region sequence-specific DNA binding; DNA-binding transcription factor activity, RNA polymerase II-specific. Bases 251 to 1585 code for a protein of 444 amino acids. Gene Ontology annotation, biological process: regulation of transcription by RNA polymerase II; negative regulation of cell population proliferation; negative regulation of apoptotic process. The record is from RefSeq and is a predicted model, not a curated record.
UUCCUCCAUUCACAGGGAACACUCUUACAGAAGACAACCUCUUUACUCCUUGAAUGGACCAAACACUCCUCCACUCCAAAACGAAGAGCACAGCCCGUUGUCCUCUCCCAUUUGUCUUUUCAACUCAGCCCGUAGUAAAAUUGGCGACUUCACCGUGAACUUGAGGAGCUUCUGCCGAGUGUGCUGUAUUUUAAAAUAUCUGAUGAACAUCAACUGAGGCCGACUUCUCAGCACCGAGUCCUGGACCACAAUGGGUUCAGAUGUCCGUGAGCUGAAUUCCCUGUUACCUCCAGUCCCAGCCGGGCCCAAUCCAAGCUGCCCUGCCCUACCGGUCAGCACGGCUCCCCAGUGGGCCCCAGUCCUGGACUUCCACAAUGCCACCUCCCCUUAUUCGUCUCUGGGAGCCCCUCAUUCGUCCCUCGGGCCGCACUCCUUCAUCAAACAGGAGCCCAGUUGGGGGAGCGCAAGCGACCCUCACCACCUUGAUGCGGAUCCUCACUGCGGCCUCAGCGCCUUCACCGUCCACUUCUCGGGACAGUUCACGGGCACGGGAGCCUGUCGCUACGGGGCUGCAUUCGGAGCGCCCCCUCCUGCGCCCGCCCCCUCUGGCCAACCGCCUUCAGUCGGCGCCCCCCAUCAUCAUCAACCCCCCAGCAGGAUGUUCAGCAACCCACCAUACCUGACCAACUGCAUGGACACGCAACCUGCCCCCCGAAGCCAGACAGGUUACAACACAGUUGCGUUCGAUGGCGCCAGCAAUUACGGUCACACUCCAUCUCACCCCAGUUCUCAGUUCUCCAAUCACUCCUUCAAACAUGAAGACACAUUAAGUCAUCAGAACGUCAUUGCAGAGCAACAGUAUUCUGUGCCCCCUUCGAUGUAUGGAUGUCACACCCCUUCAGACAGCUGUACAGGCAGCCAGGCUCUGUUGCUGAGGAACCCCUACAACAGUGGUGAAAAUUUAUAUCAAAUGACCUCACAGUUGGAGUGUGUGGCUUGGAACCCUGUCAAUACACUGGCAUCCACCGUGAAGAGUCAUACAGGGGGCUACGACAGUGACCCCAGCGCACCCAUGGUGUACAGUUGCAGUACACAGUACCGGAUACACACGCAUGGCGUCUUCAGGGGAAUACAGGAUGUAAGGCGGGUACCAAGCAUUGCUCCGGCAAUAGUCCGAUCAGAGAGCAACGAAAAGCGUCCAUUCAUGUGUCCACACCCGGGUUGCAACAAGCGCUACUUUAAGCUGUCACAUCUGCAGAUGCAUGGCCGCAAACACACAGGGGAGAAACCUUACCACUGUGAUGUUGCAGAAUGUGGUCGAGGCUUCUCUCGAUCGGACCAGCUCAAAAGACACCAGAGGAGGCAUACAGGUGAUAAACCCUUCCAAUGUGCGACGUGUCAGAGAAAGUUCUCUCGAUCUGACCACCUUAAGACACACACCCGGACUCAUACAGGUAAAACAAGUGAAAAGCCGUUCAACUGCCGUUGGCCAAAUUGUCAGAAGAAGUUUGCUCGCAGUGAUGAAUUGGUGAGGCACCACAACAUGCACCAGAGGAACCUCACCAAGCUCCAACUGGCUAUCUGAAUCCGUGUUCCCUUACAGUCACAAAACACGGGGGCGUUUAACAGAUUGCUUGUUUGUUCUUCUAUUUGUCAAAAUCACGGCAGUAGAUCUCAAGGUUUUCUCAAGGACAUUUCAUUGUUUUCCUUUCACAAAUACAUCCUAUCAUCAAAUGAAUGUUUGCAUUCCUUGUAGGGAUUAAAGUAACUGAAGCGCUAUAUUGUAAAAAUUGAAAGUAAACCUGAACGGGACACACUCUGCCCAUUUAAUGAGAUUUCACCACAUUUUUCACGGUAGUACUUCCCAAGAACAAUUAAAACAAUUUAAUGAGCUAGGAUAAGUUGCACCUUAAAGAUAUAAUUAAAACCUGAACCGAAUUCCACUAUCUAAUUUUAAGUUGUCCAAUACUCUUCUGUGCAGAGGUGGGUAGUAAUGUGUUGCAUUUACUUGCAAUUGAGAAAAAUGUACUUCUAAAGGUAGUUUUACCACGCCAUACUUGUUACUUCUACUUGAGUAGAUUUGUGAAGAAGAAACACUACUCUUACUCCGCUACAUUAGGCUGCACUAGAGUCACUAUUUUAUCUCUCUUUAUUUUUACCAGCACAGUGGUGCUCACCAAUAAGACGCAGCAACAAUAAUCACAUGACUCCAUUAUACCAACUAGACGUAACAAUACAGAUACAUCACCACAAACAACAGAAGCUUGCAGUCCAGUCUUAUGAUCUCGUCGAUGUUUUAACAUCACAACUGGUGACGUCUUUAAAGCGCUGUAAAAAUAAAGUAUUUCAGAUAGAGCAUUGUCAAAAAUAAAAGCGCGUAUUUCAAACUUUCCUAGUACGGGUAGUCCCCGGGUGACGUAACCGACAUACAUGAUUUUGACUUUACAACGCGUGUCUCAUCCGCUGUUUUUCUCCAACAGUGUUAAGUCGCGUAACUGUGUCUCCGCCACCUCUUAGCAUUGACGGUAACUACAGUAUAUUAUUUAUCAUUUAAUUUUCUUAUUUGUUAGGGCUAAUAAAUCUAAAUUGGUGAUCUCUACAGUAAUUGCUAUGCAUAUCUGGUAUUUUAUUAUACAGUGGUAUGAAAAAGUAUCUCAUGGAAUUUCUCACAUUUCUGCAAUAAAUCACCAUCAAAUGUGAUCUGAUCUUUGUCAAAAUCACACAGAUGAAAAAACAGUGUCUGCUUUAACUUAAACAACCAAAGCAUUUAUAGGUUUUCAUAUUUUAAUGACGAUAGUAUGCAAACAAUGACAGAAGGGGGAAAAAAUAAGUAAGUGAACCAUCACAUUUAAUAUUUUGUGGCCCCCCAUUUGGCAGCAAUAACUUCAACCGGAUGCUUCCUGUAGCUGCAGAUCAAUUCGGCACAUCGAAUCCUGGCCCAUUCUUCUCUACAAAACUGCUUUAACUCAGUCAGGUUCAUGUCUUUCGGUCAUGCCACGGCCUCUCAAUGGGGUUCGAGUCUGGACUUUGACUUGGCCACUCCAGAACAUGUAUUUUGUUCUUCUGAAACCCUUCUAAAGUUGAUUUACUUCUGUGUUUUAGAUCAUUGUCUUGUUGCAGCAUCCAUCCUUUUUUUAGCUUCAGAUGUCUGACGGACGGCUUCGGGUGUUCCUGCAAAACAUCCUGAUAAACUUUUGAAUUCAUUCUUCCAUUAAUGAUUGCAAGUUGUCCAGGCACUGAGGUAGCAAAACAGCCUCAAAUCAUGAUAAUCCCUCCACCAUGCUUCAUGGUGGGCAUGAGGUGUUGAUGUUGGUGAGCUGUUCCAUUUUUCCUCCACACAUGACGUUGUGUGGUACUCUCAAACAAUUCAACUUUUUUUUUUUUUAUGUCAGUCCACAAAAUAUUUUGCCAAAACUACUGUGGAGUGCCCAAGUGCCUUUUUGCAAACAUUAAACCAGACAAUGGUUUUUUAAACAGCAGUAGUUUCUCCGUGGAAUCCUCCCAUGAACACCAUUCUUGGCCAUAGUUGUACAUAUAGUUGAUGCGUGCAGAGAUAUUGGACUGUGCCAGUGAUUUGUGUAAGUCUUUAGCAGACACCCUAUGGUUCUUUUUUUUACCUCUGAGUAUUCUGCGCUGAACUCUUGGCGUCAUCUUUGGUGGACGACCACUCUUUGGGAGAGAAGCAACAGUGCCAAACUCUUUCCAUUUGUAAACAACCUCUCUGACUUGAUUGAUGAACAUCCAGAUUUUUAGAGAUGGUUUUGUAUCCCUGCCCACCUUUAUACAAAUCACCAAUCCUUGAUCGCAGGUCUUCAGACAGCUCUUUUGACUGAGCCAUGAUGCACAUCAGAGAAUGCUUCUCAUCAAGACAAUUCUUACAAGGUGUGUGUUUUAUAGUGGGCAGGGCAGCUUAAAACCAUUCAUCAGUGAUUGGGCACACUCCUGACUUAAAUUGUUUGGUAAAAAUUGGUUUCAAUUGCUCUUUAAGUCUCCUUAGACAGAAUGUUCACUUACUUAUUUUUCCCCCUACUGUCAUUGUUUGCAUGCUAUCCUCAUUAAAAUAUGAAAACCUAUAAAUGGUUGGGUGGUUUUAGUUAAAGCAGACACUGUUUUUACAUCUGUGUGAUUUUGACAAAGCUCAGAUCACAUUUAAUGGGGAUUUUAUGUAGAAAUGUGAGAAAUUCCAAAAGGUUCAGAUACUUUUUCAUACCACUGUACUACAGUAUAUGUCAGGUCCGCUUUCCUCUGUUGCACUCGGACUUCUUUGACGUCAAGCUAUUUUCUGUUAGUUUCGAGCGUUGCUUUCAGGUUGGGAAGCACGGGUAAACGCCAGUUAUAACAUUUCACGAAGGCAGAGAAACAGUAAACGGUGUGGGCUCGCCGAUGCACCCUCUUCCCUUGUUAGCUUUUAUUAGCAUGCUAGCUUAUUGAGCAGCAUUCGUUUUCACCGCUGGACCGGUGCCACUAAUAGCUGCCGUUUUCUUUGUUGAAUUUGAUUGAAGAUUUGGACCUUAUUUCCCUCCUUAUUAUUGUGCAGCCACUGAGGUAUGUUUUUGUAAGCAAAUAUGUUUCUAUUGAUUUACUUUAUAGCAUUAUUGUAUGCUCUUUGUCAUUAAUGUAUUUUAUUUUCUAAUAGUGUGUUAAUAGUUUGACGGUGACAAAUUAAUAAAUAUCAGUUGUUUUUAGCACUAUGGUGUGAUCGGUGUUACCAGACGGAAGUGAUAUCUAAUUUUUUACUUUAUUUUAUGAAUACGACGUAUAAUAUGUUUUUGGUAAAUGGUGUUAUACUUGUAUAGCGCUUUUCCACCUUUCAAGGCGCUUUACACUACAUCGCCAUCCACCUGCUGGUGACGCAGCACCAGGAGCAACUUGAGGUUCAGUAUCUUGCUCAAGGAUACUUAAGAGAGUUCUUCAGGGCGGAGAAUCGAACCGACAACCCAUGGGUUCGGGGACAACUACUCUACCACUGAGCCACGCCACGCGUGGAUAGUUAUUUUGAGAUUUAGGGGGUAUUUAGUGAUUAUGAAGAAAUUAAGGUUACGUCGCCUGCGUAGGAAUGUAACUCGUUUAUAACCCGGGAAGUACCUGUCUUUAUUUGCACUGAUAGACCACGGAAAAGCACAGCAAGUUUUAGUUUCAUGGUGGAAAAUGUGUUUAUUCACUAGAGGACAGUCAUGCUCUUGGGACGGGUGAUUUUCAUUUCUAUUUUUUUCAGUGAGAGUCGAUGAUUCCGGUAUAUUUUUGCCUUAAUAUGGUCAUCUAAUAGUUUAUGGUAUAAAAAUAAUAGUUUAUAAAGAUGACCUUAUGCUGAGAAAGAAAAAUGUGCUAUUGUUUUAAAAAUAAGAUAUUAUAAGGAAUUACUCAGUACCUGAUUAGUUUUUUCAUCAAAUACUUUUUACUUGUACUUGAGUACAUUUUUUGGAAGACUACUUUUACUUGUACUUGAGUAAUAUUUGUUUGAAAUAACACUAAUCUGACUUGAGUACAUUUUUUAGCUACUCUACCCACCUCUGCUUCUGUGUCAUACCACAUUUUGGCACCUUUUGCUGAGGAACCAUCUAAGAGAUAGAACAGUCCUACGGUAUAAUUCUUAUUUUAUUUAUUUUUUUAGAAAAUGUUUGUCAUACCUUGACAAUCAAGGAAUCGUCAAAUAAGUUGAAACCGGACCACCUCAAAUAAUGAGUUUCAAUUCAUUUGAAGAUGGCUUUCAAAAACUUAAUAGGGAACCAUUCGGAAUAGUGUUUUGUACAAAUCUCUUCAAUAUAUCUUUUUAACAAGUGAUGUCAAAGUUCAGGAUUAGUUUACAAUAAAUAAGCAUGGCCCUACAGUUCUGUGUAAAUGAUCCUGUUGUAAAUAUCUCGCGUUAAAAGUAUUUAUUUUAAUUUCAUGGAUUGAUUCACUGGAAUUAGUUCAAGGGGCGGAGGUGAUAUACACUUCUUACCUUUGUAAUGCUGUAAAAAAAAAAAAAAAAAAAAAGUCAUCAAAGAUCAUGUUUAUAAAAUAAACGUGAAAUAUAGUGGAUGAUUUGCAUCUGGCAGGCAGUAUUUUUGUGUUUUGUUUAGGUCCUACAAUGUAAGCAAAAACGUUUUUUUGUGUGUGUGGUCAUAUUUGUGAUACAAACCUUUUGUUUUUUGUUUUUUUUUCCCAGUACUUUGGGGUAACAACACAUGGUAUUUUGUGUGCAGGGGUGUAAAUAUUAUGGACUUGGCCUUUUUUUUUUUUUUU